Molecule: messenger RNA, 1139 nt
Organism: Sphaeroforma arctica JP610
Lineage: Eukaryota; Ichthyosporea; Ichthyophonida
Exons: 9
Coding region: 1-1044 (347 amino acids)
Biological process (GO): intracellular sterol transport
Cellular component (GO): endoplasmic reticulum-plasma membrane contact site; endoplasmic reticulum membrane; plasma membrane
Molecular function (GO): sterol binding; sterol transfer activity
Source: RefSeq, a predicted model, not a curated record
AUGUCGGCAUCUCUGACUUUCGGUUCUUCCUUGUGGAUUCCGCAGGUCGUUAACUGCGAUGAAGGCAAACUCUUUGAUCUCAUAUUCGAGUAUCAGGGCACAUUCUUCGACAACUUCGUCAAGAAUGACAUGAAAUAUAUGGAGGUGAUGGAAGCAGAGUGGGAGGAUGACAGCACGACUGGAAGGCCAACGCGGAUGUGUACAUAUACGAAACCUUUGAAAAAAAAUUCGGUGGGACCGACUGAAGCACCAGUGGAAGAGAAGCAAGUGAUAUUGAAAGGAGAAAGGGGGAAGAAACAUGUUGUAUUGUCUGAGGCAAGGACGCCGACGUUGCCGUACGGAGACUAUUUUUAUUCACAGUGCAAGUUCUGCAUAACGGCGGAGGGAGGCCAAAAAAGCCGGUUACGUAUCACUGCAGAAGUUAUCUGGGAAAAAUCUACGUUUCUGAAAGGAUAUAUCACGCGCAGCACAUACGAGGGCAUCGAUACUCAGCUAACUGCAUUGCAGCAUGCUAUUCAAAAGGAAGUAGGUGGCGAGGCUUCUGCGCCGACGAAAGCGAAAGACACUGCCGCACCCGAAGUCGAGGAGCAGAAGAAAGCUUCCAGAGGCCCUCUACCAAUCAUAGUGUACGAGUGGGUGGCGCAGCAUUUCUCUCUCAUGGUCCUAGCUAUCAUGCUGCUGUCCUUUUGGUUUAUGAUAACCAAUCUAUUUCUUCUGCACCGGGCGUCGUCGCUGCACUCAGCAUUAGAAAUAUGGCAAACUUCGCUAGAUCCCGCUGGCAUUAUAGAAGUGUUGGUACAAAGAUAUCGACCCAAUACAACUGAAGAAUGGGUCGAUCUCCUGAAGCUCCAACGCGACCUGUACGCUUCACAACACGAGCGAGUUGUAACCCACUUAUCGAAGCUGGACGAUUCGGUGACUGGUAUGCAAGAAACGCUGCGGAUGAUUGCCAAUAGUGGUUUCGAUGUAGUCAACACCGCAAUAUCGAGCGGGCCUGGGGCGACGCUUGAUGGAGCAGCGUUGCUCCAUUCUGACGAAUUGUAGUUUCGAAUAAAUAUUUAAAAAAGUACUCAAGACAGACAGGUGUGGUGAGUGCAGAGUCGUGUUUGGGGUGUAAAAUAAAUUAGUAUCAUUUCCAC